Labrus mixtus (cuckoo wrasse) is the source of this 4472-nucleotide messenger RNA. It is a transcript of the gene prkg2, whose product is annotated as protein kinase cGMP-dependent 2. Gene Ontology annotation, molecular function: cGMP-dependent protein kinase activity; ATP binding. The record is from RefSeq and is a predicted model, not a curated record. NCBI's taxonomy places the organism in Eukaryota, Metazoa, Chordata, Actinopteri, Labriformes, Labridae. Gene Ontology annotation, biological process: protein phosphorylation.
AGAGAGAGAGAGAGAGAGAGACAGAGCGAGAGAGAGAGAGACAGAGACAGAGGAGAGGAGAGGAUGGAGCAGUGAUGUAGAGGAACUCUCUGUGUACAGAUACCCGAAUGUACCAACACGUUAUCUGUUUCUCUUAAAUCGUCGUCGGAGUUCGAGUGAAGGCUGAAACCUGAGCAGGAUGGGGAACGGAUCGAUGAAAUCAAAGCGUUACAAACACACAGACGGACACGGCUGCGGGUUCAAACACCCGUCCGUGGACUCCCUGAGGGCCCGGGUGGACGAGCUGGAGCGCGAGGGGAAGCGGAGGGAAGAGGAGCUGUGUGGCAAAGAGCAGCAGAUCAAAGGUCUGCAGGAGCAGCUGGCCAAUCAGACGCGAGCGCUGGCCGAGCUGAGCGAGGAGCUGCAGAAUAAAUGCAUCCAGCUCAACAAGCUGCAGGACGUCAUGAAGAGCCAGAGCGGAGCUGCGGGGGGGGCUCUCGUAUCCAGACCGCCUUCAGUGAAAACCUGCGGGAAGAACAGCCCCAACCUCAGCGUCCGCAUCAAGGAAACACUCAACAGAAGGAAAGGGGCCAAAGCCGGGGUGUCGGCCGAGCCCACGUCCAGGACGUACGACUCCAGCAGCCUCCCCAAGUUCUCCUUCGAGAAGGCUCGAAUACCCAAGGAUGCAAGUGUGAAGAAGCUGCUGGCAGACGCUCUCAAUAAGAACCAGUACCUGAGACGUCUGGAGCUGCAGCAGGUCAAAGACAUGGUGGAGUGCAUGUACGAGCGCACCUACCAGCAGGGGGAGUACGUCAUCCAGCAGGGGGAGCCGGGGAACCACCUGUUCGUCCUCGCAGACGGGAAGCUGGACGUGUUUCAACACAACAAACUGCUCACGUCGAUAACAGUGUGGACGACGUUUGGAGAGUUAGCCAUCCUGUACAACUGCACGAGGACCGCCUCUGUUAGAGCGGUGAACAAAGUGAGGACGUGGGCUCUGGACCGGGAGGUGUUUCAGAACAUCAUGAGGAGGACGGCCGAGACGCGACAUGAGCAGUACCGCAACUUCCUGCGAAGUGUUUCUCUGCUGGCUAAUCUACCAGAGGACAAGCUCAGCAAAAUCGUGGACUGCCUGGAGGUGGAAUACUAUGACAAAGGAGAGUACGUCAUCCGGGAGGGAGAGGAGGGCAGCACCUUCUACAUCAUCGCACAGGGGAAGGUGAAGGUCACUCAGACCACCGAGGACCACAAGCUGCCUCAGAUCAUCAACACGCUGCACAAAGGAGACUACUUUGGAGAGAAAGCUCUGAUCAGAUGUCGAAGCAGACAUUUGACUGUUUGCACGGCUGAUGCUUUGUUGUCGUUUUUUUUCAGGACUUUUGAUCAAACAGUGGGAACGUUCAACGAGCUGCAGAAAUACCUGCAGGGCUACGUGGCCACGCUCGACCGAGACGACAAGAAGAGACACGCCAGUCGGUGUCCCCGUCACCAGAGUCAGCCGCUGCCUCCUGACGUCAUCCAGCUGAAGGAGCUGGUCUCCGUGGUUUCCUCCUCACGACCAUUCGACCACCUGGAGGCGAUCGCCACGCUCGGGGUCGGAGGCUUCGGACGAGUGGAACUGGUGAAGGUGCGGGGUAAGGACAUCACGUUCGCUCUGAAGGUCAUAAAGAAGAAACGUGUGGACAACAGACAGGAAGAACUCAUCCACUCUGAGAGGAGGAUCCUCGCUGAGGCUCGCUCGCCUUUCGUAGUCAAACUGUACCGCACGUUUAAGGAUAAUAAAUAUGUGUACAUGCUGCUGGAGGCCUGUCUGGGUGGAGAGGUGUGGAGUCUGCUCAGAGACAGGGGAAGUUUUGACGAACAGACGGCUAAAUUCUGCGUGGGUUGUGUCACGGAGGCCUUCGAUUACCUCCAUCGAAAAGGUGUCCUCUACCGAGACCUGAAGCCCGAGAAUCUGAUGCUGGACACCGAAGGAUACAUCAAACUGGUGGACUUCGGUUUCGCCAAGAAGAUCCGCUGUGGGCAGAAGACGUGGACGUUCUGCGGGACGCCGGAGUACGUGGCUCCUGAGAUCAUCCUCAACAAAGGACACAACUUCAGCGUAGACUUCUGGUCUCUGGGCAUCCUGGUGUUUGAGCUGCUCACAGGCAGUCCUCCGUUCUCAGGCAGCGACCAGAUGAUGACAUACACGUUCAUCCUGAAAGGCAUCGAGAAGAUGGACUUCCCCAAAAAGGUCACCAAGAGACCCGAGGACCUCAUACGCAAACUGUGCAGGAGAAACCCCGCGGAGCGUCUUGGCAACCUGAAGAACGGAAUAACAGAUAUCAAGAAGCACAGGUGGUUUAAUGGUUUUAACUGGGAGGGUCUGAAGGCGAGGACUCUUCUAUCUCCACUCAAGAGAGAACUCAGCGGACCCACAGAUCACAGUUACUUCGACAGCUACCCCCCAGAUGAAGACUCCCCCCCGGACGAGCUGUCUGGUUGGGACAUGGACUUCUGAGACCUCCUGCUCUGUUCCUCCUUCGUUUUACUUCCAUUGCACAACAAAAUAAAAUAAAAACUCAAAGUGCAAAGCGGGUUUUUGGACUUUGCAUCACCGGGCUGGAUUUCCUCCAGCUCUGGGCGGAAGCAGCUGCAAAAAGACAAAAAUUUUGAGGAGCUGCUUGAAGAUUCUCCUUUAAGUCGGACUGUGGAGGUGAAAAGGUCAUUUUGGUAAAGUUGUCAGAUUGGGAACAAAAGAACAACGUGCUUAUAGUGGUAGAGUUGUGUUGAUAUGUUACGUUAUGGCCUAACAGCACGUAACCAAGCGGCAGCGACAAAAUCUUUGAUUCUUGAUUCAGCUUUGAUGUUUGACUCAGUUGUUGCACAGGCCUCCACAAAUAAACCAAAGUACGACUAACAGUGAACAAGCUAACAGUCCAAGUUUGGUUCUCACAGACUCAGCUAGCUGCUAACUGUUGCUAACUUUCAAAUAAAAUGUGUUGUAAAAAGUGGAGCUCAGACUUGUUGGACGGUCUGUUAGUCCAAUAAAGCUCACAGAGCGAGACAGAUAGUCUGAUAUUUACAUGAACAAAUCUCCAAAAGGCUCCAACAGCACGGCCCAGAGGUUAAAGGUCAGUGACUGAAUUAGCUGACAGCUAGCAGCUCCCACCUGUCACUGAAAGAGGCCACGCCCCUAAUUCUGCAUCCCUUUGAGCCUUAAAAUAAUGUAAACAGUUGCAUUGUAUAAACAUUCAGUCUGUACAGUUGAAGAGAGAAAUGAGCUCUAGAGACUCAAACUGUUUUUGUACCAGGAUGUAAACAUGUUUAUUUUAACAUAGAGCUCUAUGGGGACUGACUCACUGCAGGAGACAGACUCUAGUGGACACUGGAGGAACUGCAGCUGUAAAGUUAGACACUUUAACAUAGAGCUCUAUGGAGACUGACUCACUGCAGGAGACAGACUCUAGUGGACUCUUGAGGGGCUGCUGUUUUUGGGACUUCUGUGUUGGCUUCAUUUUUCAGCCUCCAUAAAGCUUUUUCAAUCCUGCUCAGAAUUUGUCUGCGGACAAAACCGUUUAGAAUAGUUACAAACCUUAAUCUGAUUUUCCUAAUGAGAUUAAGACGUUUUUACAUUCCUAAAUAAAUCCACGCCACGAUAAUAAUCUUUUACAGAUACCUCUGAAUAUUUGUUCUCUGUGGCCCAGAUGUGGUAUAGUGUCUUAUGCAGCUGCAGCAGUCUUUAUUUCUCAUAGCUGACAGAGUUUGUCAGUACAUCUGCAAACUGGAGGGAGGAAUAGAGGUGUGUGUGUGUGUGUGUGUGUGUGUGUGUGUGUGUGUGUGUGUGUGUGUGUGUGAGGAAAUGUGUGUGGAGAUGACUCUGCAAAAAGCCAAAAGAGUCUGUCGGAGAGGAAAUUCUAGUGAACUGCUUCGACAGCAUCCAACCACAAAGCACUGCUAACCCAAACACCAAACAUUUGUGCCAACAGUGUGAUCCCUGCAGUCGCUCCAACAGCAACAAAAAACAUGAACAGCUCUCAGGCGGAGAAACGGUGUGUGGCUGUCCCGCAGGAGGUCGUCUGACCUGCAGGAUGAUUUACGUUCUUAAAGCCGUUUUUAAGGAGAAGUUGUAUUUGGUCUGAGGGUGAUGAUCAAACUCAGAGAAAGAGAGUGAGAGAGAGAGAGUGAGCAGGAAACCUCCUUAAACACACGAGUGAACGGUUACAGAGAAGCGCCUGUGUGUCUGUAAAUACUGUAAAGCACAAGUAAAACAAACUGACCGUUUAUGCAAUGAGUUCACUUUUUCAUUACAUACUCCUUAAAACUGGGCGAGUGUACUCUGUAAAUAUAUAUAUAUGUAAACAUUGACAGGUGAUUGUGUGUGUGUGUGUGUGUGUGUGUGUGUGUGUGUGUGUGUGUGUGUGUGUGAGGAGAAGCUGUGGCCUUAAGAUUAAGAUUUCAGGAAACAGCUCGGUGUCCAAAUGAAAGAACGGCUGUGUCUGAAACCGCAGACU